Messenger RNA from Aspergillus terreus NIH2624, 819 nucleotides. RefSeq names its product Tim17/Tim22/Tim23/Pmp24 family protein. NCBI's taxonomy places the organism in Eukaryota, Fungi, Ascomycota, Eurotiomycetes, Eurotiales, Aspergillaceae. The record is from RefSeq and is a predicted model, not a curated record. Gene Ontology annotation, biological process: mitochondrial respiratory chain complex I assembly. The coding region runs from base 1 to 819 and encodes 272 amino acids. The transcript has 4 exons.
AUGUCCCUCCGAUCUACACCUAGACCAAGGGAUGGGAGCAUCGGUCAUCUGGUCAAGCAGUAUAGUCGUAGCACCGGAAGCUUCCCACCUUGGGCGGGUAAGGCGGUGUCGCGCGGCAGAACGGACGACGUCCAAAAUCCCAUCUCCUCUACCAUUCCCGGAUCGCCUCGACCUCUCGUUGCGCUCGAUCAAUUCCAACCCCCUCCUCCUCCGCCAACCGCCACCAUGACCACACAUACCGAAGACCACAGUUACCACCCGAAAGAUGCGAUUGGAGCCUCUUUGAAGACCACCAUGCUCACUGGUGGAGUGGGUCUUUUCGCCUCGGCCGUCCAGAACACCCUUGUCAGGAAGAACGUUGGCCCAUGGGGUGUCUUCGUGCGGAGCGGCGGCACCAUCGGUGUUUUCGCUGCGAUGGGAGGUACCUAUGAGUUCGUGAAGACCGCGUCGGCCAACCUACGGGAGAAGGAUGAUCACUGGAACGUCGCUUUGGGCGGUUUCUUCUCUGGUGCGAUCUUGGGUCUGCGAGCACGGACGUUCCCCGCCCUCCUGGGCUACGGUGCUGCUCUGGCCACCGCCAUGGGCGCCUUCGAGUACACUGGUGGCUCCCUGUGGGGUUACAAGAAGGACACUGAUGUUGACGAAUUCGAACGCCGUCAGCAACUGCGGAAGGCGUACCGGACUCCGGCGGAACAGACUUUCGCUGAACUGGGCGAAGGACGGGGUAUCUAUGGCCCCGGAUAUGCAGAGAGACGGGCUGAACGCAUCAAGGAGACAUACGGCAUUGACGUCCCCACGUCCCAGGUUCCCGCGUCGUGA